This is a messenger RNA of Mercenaria mercenaria, 2964 nucleotides long. RefSeq lists its product as uncharacterized. The transcript has 10 exons. The record is from RefSeq and is a predicted model, not a curated record. NCBI's taxonomy places the organism in Eukaryota, Metazoa, Mollusca, Bivalvia, Venerida, Veneridae. Bases 104 to 1294 code for a protein of 396 amino acids. Gene Ontology annotation, molecular function: catalytic activity.
UUUUGUCAUCAAUAUCUGUCAUGCCCAUGUGUCUAUAUAAGUAAACAUUUUACAUUCAAGGGGUGUGUGUAAGUUUAUCCGGCAUUUAUUAAAAACGCUUAAGAUGAUGUACAAGAAACAGAUCGUGCAAGUGUGUCUCGUUAUACUUUUAUUUGGACAUUUUGUUGAAAGUGGUAACGUUGGCAAGCUAAAGGUUUUGACGUUCAACGCAGGGUUGUUAGAUGCUUCUUUAGCAGAAGAUAACCCAAAUAUUACAAACAACCGAGAAGAAAGACGCGAUGCCCUCAUCGAUUAUCUAAAGAAAUCAGACGCUGAACUUGUCUGCCUGCAAGAGGUUCCUUUUGGACAGGACGUUGAGAAAAUUGUGAAAGAGGUUAGCAAGAAAUUUCCGUACUCAUUCAGUCAACUGCACCAAAGUAAUGGAGCUCUUCCUCCACAAUCAACUACAAAAUGGGAUCCUUCAUGUAAUCCUGGUAUCCUUAAUGCGGUAUUUACUUGUGCUUUAAAUAACGGAUGUGCCACUGGUAGUGAGACAGUCCGACCUGGUGCAGAAAUUUUUCAAUGCAUCGUGUCCAACUGCUUAGCUGAAAUUAGUGCACUUGUUGCUACAAGCGGGGAGCCGUGUCUUUCAUGCAUAACAACAAAUUCACCGCAAAAUUAUUUUACAAGGUGUGCUGGUGCUCCAUCUACGGAUUUGUGGAAUAUGAACAAGAUGGGACUCUUAUUGUUGUCAAAGAAAGCACUGUCUGAAACUCAUGAUGUGGAGUUUUUUCCAAAUUAUACUAAUAUCUUUCCUCAAGGAUAUCUCCGUGCUAAGGUGAAUGGAAAUAACUUGACUGUGGCUUGCGUUCAUGCGAUACAGUACCUUCCAUACACAUUGGAAUUUCCUCCUUUGGGUACUGAUUACCCAUCCUACGCCGCGCAAAAUGCUCAUGAAUUGCAAGAACUUGUGAAUAGUUUCAAGGAUGUUAAGCCUUCAGCUCUUCUUGGCGAUUUUAAUGUUGGACCAGCAGCUCUGUCAGUUAACGAACUCGGGCAAGAUAAUUACGAGAUUUUGACUUCCCAUUUCACUACAAAACUCGUCAAAGACAGCACCUUCUCUACAAGCAACCCCUACAAUGGUGGAGAGUUUGCUCAAAAUGUCAUAAUUGACCAUGUAUUUGUAAAUGGAGAUGUAGAUGUUCUUAACGCCAAGGUGGUACUGAAACGAAACAAGGUAUCCCAGGGCUUGCCGGUCAGUGAUCAUUAUGGAGUUAAAGCUAUGCUCAAGAUCAAAAAAUGUAAUGGAAAAUAAAACUGAAUGUUUUUGCAAACGGAAGACCGAGUAGCUUGGAUAAGAAAACAAACCUUUGUGAAUUCAGUACUGAAAAUGUUUCAGUGUGCGGAGAAUUCUUAUGUUAAAAAGUCAACCCUCUAAGAGUUGUUUGGUAUAGAACGUUUAAAUUUGAAUUUGUUUUUCCCAUUUGGAACAAUGCCAUGUUCUUUCAGCUCUGAAGACAUAGCAUCGGUUUUGAGUUGUGUUUAUACCGGUUAUUGCCUCUUUUUGUUGUAUAUAACGAUACAGGUUUUUGUUACCCUGUCUAAGGUUUUAUCCUUCCUAAAGUUGCUUUUUAUUCACUGUUUUUAAGUAACUUUUGAUACUAGUUUAGAUGACUUUUGCCGGCAAAAGUGUGUGUUUGGCUGUCACUCAGUUAUUUCAAUUACAUUUGUAAACGUUUCAAUUGAACUUAGAUGAGUUAUAAUUGAAAUACUAUUUUCAUCAGCAAUCCGUAAGUCUAGGUGGACUGCAUUUUUUACAUUUUCAAAAAAACAUCAUCAAGUCUUGAAUAAUAGUGUUAUGUAUGAUAUACACAUGUGUCUUGUAAUGAUUUUAUAUCACGGGUGGUAAACGCGCAACCUAAUUCCCGCUGGGAAUACGCUUAAAAUGGGUUGCGCGACUUCCGGUGCUGGUGUUACGCGUAAAAAUAGACGAAAUUGAGGUAUGUGAAGUCAUGAUUUUGCUUCGUAUGAGACAAGAAUAUUUUUUCUCGAAAAAAGGAAACUGCUAUUCGACACAAAUAUGAUGAUACAUCGUAUAUAUAAAAUAUUUGGUUUGUAAUUUAUGAUUCUGCUCUAUUAUCACAAAAACUCGGGCGACACGAAGUCUGAAAAAGUAUGAAAUCAACAAAAAUGGAAGUUUCUGACCUCAUAUACCCCUAAUCUGAGGACAUCUGAUGCUUUUUAUGAUAACUCAACUAUUAUGAAGUAACGGAUAUCAAAAUCAUUUGCUUCAAUUCCUGCUUACAGGGACAAAAUUGACAAGAAAUCAACGGGAAUGGCGUUGCGCACCGGGAAUGGAGUUGCUCGUAUACAUCAUAAUGUAUAUAAUGUAUACGCGCAACUCCAUUCCCUGGGCGCAACCCCAUUCCCUAUUGUUUUUUUUUGCCAAUCUUUUCCCCAAACGCAACAUUUCGUUCAAGUCUAUGUAAUAUUCAUGACUGUUAUACACGUAUUUGAUCAUUAGAAGCGUCAUAUUUCCAGAAAGAAGGCACAAGAGUUAGAAAAUUUGCAUUUUUCAUGAUUCCAAACUUUUUUGAAAGACCGAGCCAGCAGAGAUUUCAUGAUAUCAGGGCUGAUUCUUAAAUUAAUAAUUUGGUAUUUCAAACAUAUGAUCUUUAUUCACUUUUGUGUCGAAUAGCAUUUUGCUUUUUUCGAAAACACUCAUCAAGUGUCAUUAUUUACAAAAACAAGAACCCACCUACCUCGCUUUUGUAUAUACUGGUGCGCAACACCAGCACCGGAAGUCGCGCAACCCAUUUUAAGCGUAUUCCUAUUUACCACCCGUGAUAUGUUUAAAAAAUAUUUUACAUUUAAUAUUGACACAACCUACCUGUAUCCCGAAAUGUCCAUGACUAAUUCAUUUCUUUUUGUUUAUACAUGUUAAAAGCCUCCAUAUAAAAAUGUAAUAUUAAAUAUCUAUAAGUA